CAUCACCAGGUGUACCCCAUCACGCCGGCAGGACAGACAUCUCCUGCUUUCCAGACAUAAUGCCACCGAGGUUACCACAACAGGCCGCGCGCGCCCUCCGCAGGCUGGCGACGCCUUCAAUCCCCAUCACACGAUCCUUCACCAGCACGACCGCCUUCCUCGCCGCCCCAGCCGCCGCAAGCCUCCGCCUGCCCGCCGACUACGUCCCCGCAACGAAGCCUCAGUCCGCCCGUCCCCCCGAAACCCGCAAGUCCCAGCUCAUCAGGACCUACACCUCCCUCCUCCGCACAACGCCCCUGAUCCUCUUCUUCCAGCACAGCAACCUGACGGCAGACGAGUGGUCCGCCAUCCGCCGCGAACUCAACAGCGCCCUCGUCGCCGCCACGCCCGCGGGUACCAAUAGCCCUCUCGAUGGCCGCGAAGUCCACCUCCAGGUCCUGCGCACGCGCAUGUUCAACGUCGCGCUGAAGCUGGCCGAGUUCUACGACCCCGAGGUCGCCAAGGCCAAGGCCACCACGCGGACGGGGCCCCGCGGCCCGCUGGUGCACGAUCUGAGUAUGGCGGCCUACGAGGCGAUGAAAGAUUUCGAGGUCCCCGAGGACUCUGCCUACGCGCAGAUCUCACCCUUGCUCUGCGGUCCCACGGCGGCGCUGGUCUUCCCCGCCGUCUCGCCCGCGCACCUCGCGGCCGCGUUGAAGAUCCUGGCGCCGAGCCCCGGCAAGUUUGCGGCGCCGACGAGGAAGAAGAACCCGGGAUACUACGAGCCGCUGUGUCAGAGCGCGCUGCAGAAGCUGCUGCUCGUCGGUGGAAGGGUCGAGGGUGACGUGUUUGAUGUCGAUGGCGUCAAGUGGGUCGGCGGUAUCGAGGGUGGUCUCGACGGACUGCGGGCGCAGCUUGUGUACAUGCUCCAGAGCGCUGGAUUGGGUCUUACUACUGCUCUUGAGGGCGGAAGCAAGAGCCUUUGGUUGGCGUUGGAGGGACGGAGGACGCAGUUGGAGGACGAGGGAAAGCCUAAGGUGAGCGAGGGCGCGGAGGAGACGAAGAGCGAGUAGAGGGGGUUGCUUGUGAGGGUGGUGUAUGAUAGUGCUGUAAAAGUCUGUAUUAUCACGGGAUACGGAUCUCUACUAUAGAGCUAAACUAUUUGUUCAUGGCAUUAAAAGUUGG
Molecule: messenger RNA, 1164 nt
Organism: Colletotrichum godetiae
Lineage: Eukaryota; Fungi; Ascomycota; Sordariomycetes; Glomerellales; Glomerellaceae
Exons: 2
Coding region: 60-1052 (330 amino acids)
Biological process (GO): translation
Cellular component (GO): mitochondrial large ribosomal subunit
Molecular function (GO): structural constituent of ribosome
Source: RefSeq, a predicted model, not a curated record